AUUAUUAAAGCAGUCGUUUUUCUCUUAAGCACAUGCAUUAAUAUUUAUAAUUUGCGUAGACGUUGUAUAGUUUGACCACUGCUUUUUUACUGCAGUUUUGUUUGACAUGCAUUGAAAACUUCAAUUCAUCAGUUCAGAGAGAGAAAAGUUCACUACCACCAGAAACAUAAACAUUAAACACUUUCUCAAAAUCGAGAAUGACAGAUCGAGCAAACAACUUCCCCCCUCUGCCAAAGUUUAUGCGCAUAAAGCCAUGUUUUUACCAGAACGUGGCUGAGGAAAUUCCACAACCCUACCAGCAACUUGUGCGUCGUGUUUACAAUCUUUGGAUGUUGUACUGUAUCACACUAUGUGUUAAUGUGGUGGCCUGCAUAGCCUGGUGGGCCGGCGGGGGCAAUGUGGAAAACUUUGGGUUUGCGCUCCUCUGGCUGCUGGUUUUCAGCCCAUGUAGCUACACCUGCUGGUUCAGGUCACUCUAUAAAGCCUUCCGGGCUGAUAGUUCCUUCAACUUCAUGGCAUUCUUCUUCAUUUUCUUUCUGCAAUGUGUUCUUGCCUUCAUCCAGAGUCUUGGAAUAUCAGGUUGGGGUGCUUGUGGCUGGAUUGCCACAAUGAUGUUUUUCGGCACGAAUGUAGCCUCGGCUAUAUUCAUGCUCAUCUGUACUCUGCUCUUUACCAUAGAUACAGUUCUAAUGGUGUUCAUUCUCAUCAAGGUUCAUCGACUGUAUCGCGGUGGAGGAGGCAGUUUUCAGCAGGCACAGGAAGAAUGGAGCACAGGCGCUUGGAAAAGUGGCCCUGUGAGGGAAGCAGGAUUCAAAGCCAUCUCUGAAACCGGCCCCAGUCUGCCCCAGUAUCCAGCCACUGUGCCCAAUUACCCAGAGAGUGGACCCUGGUGAUACUUUUUCUGAACUACAGAUGGAGCCAGAGUACCACUGCUUGUCUUAACAUUAAAGGGGCAGUUUGCAGUGGGACGUUACCCUUUAUUUUGUGCCGAGAAAACACUUUGACCAGAUCGUGGACUGGUGAAUAGUUGCUUUGCAUUUGUACUGAUUUGUUUAAAAACAUUUUUCUUUUUUUACAUGUAUAGCAAAAAUAUCUAAUGUUAAAUCACUCCUUAAAAAAUGUGUAUAAACCCAAAUAGUUUGUUCAAGUUAAUCUUUUGAACACUUUAAUGUGAAGGAUGAUCAAAAAUGUCAAACCACUUUUUUGGGUGCAAAUUCUGACAAAUCGCCACCCAGAAGGUUAAAUAACCAAGCCAAAUAAGCAAACUGCUCCUUUUUAAAGACUCUCAACACAUAUUAUUCUCAAAAUGACAGGCAAACGGUGGACCAUUAGUAUAAAAAUAGCAAAAAAAGUACAUUAUUAAGUUGAUGAAUUCAUCUCAGUUCAUCUGAGCCUUGAUUUUUCUUAUCAUUCCAUUGACUUGCUUGAGAAUGAAAUCAGAAUAGUUGCAUAUCAAAUCACGG
Messenger RNA from Sinocyclocheilus grahami, 1463 nucleotides. It is a transcript of the gene scamp4, whose product is annotated as secretory carrier membrane protein 4. NCBI's taxonomy places the organism in Eukaryota, Metazoa, Chordata, Actinopteri, Cypriniformes, Cyprinidae. The record is from RefSeq and is a predicted model, not a curated record. Gene Ontology annotation, cellular component: trans-Golgi network membrane; recycling endosome membrane. Gene Ontology annotation, biological process: protein transport. The transcript is spliced from 7 exons. The coding region runs from base 198 to 893 and encodes 231 amino acids.